GUGAACACCAUUUUACGCACAGCGUAUCGGACUUCAGCAAGGAUGCGCUACGCUGUCUACAUUUUAUGUCAGCUGGAUUUGAAGGCUCUUUUCGACGCACCGCGCGGGGACACUCGUCAGCUGGCUAGUGCAUGACAGAGAAGACACUGCAUCGAUAAGAUAAGUGAAUGUCUGUUGCUGGAUGGGCUUCAUGGAUGACGUCAGCACGAGACAAGGCAAGCAAACAAAGCAGGAGGGAGCAGGAGUCAAUGUAGGUAGGGUAGGGAACGAUAAUGAUAUCAACACACACAUGCACGCAGCCCAGCACGGCACGACACAGCGUGGCCCAGCAGAUCAGAUCAUCAAUCAUCUGUUCUUGUCUCUGGGGGAGGGAGGUGACGACAAGGCCACGAACUGGAAACAAAAUACACAAAGUCGGACACGCGAGUACAUCUGCGCGGGGGGCAGCGACGGACCCCCGCCAGAAGAAUAACCCGCCCCGACACGCCUCCGCCUUGGCCGCGGCGUCUCCUCGUCGUCGUCCCGUAGGGCCGUUGACGGCUCAUCCUUAUCUCUCAGCCACCCCCUCUCCCUCUCCCCGCUGUACUCCUCUGCCCGCCAUCUGUCGCGCAGACGCCUCACCGUCGCGUGUGUGACAACUCCAGGCAGGUUGUCAACCACAUAGUCCAUCUCACACAACCUAACACACCACACCACCAUCGCGGCCAUGCCUCGCGGCUUUCCAUGUCUUUCGCUGUGUGUGUAGUGUAUUGUUUACCCGCACUUGGCCCGCUUAAUGCCGAAGAUCUGCUGCUGCUUUCGUUGGUCGGCCUCCGUCUCAACAUCAGCGGGCCUGGACGAGGGCACUCCCGCACUCUUGGUGCGCCGCUCUGCCUUGUCCUUGAGGCUCUUCAUGCGACUUCUCUGGAGGUCGGUGCGCUCUGCUGACGGUGAGGGUGGCAUGGAGCAAGGCGCGGUGGGCUGUGAGGGGCGGAGGGUGCGGGGGCUGGCCGCCAAAUCCUCCAAAGGUUUGAGGACCGACGAGUCCUCUGCGAACUUUCGCGCUGCCUUGUAGCGAUUGUGCACAUACAUCUUCUCCUCCUGUCUGUCCAAUACCUGCUUGAUGCAUGGAAGACCCACAUCGCAUUUAUGGGCAAGUGCCUGUCUCACGUGUGUGUCUUUGGUGUCUGUCUCGCUACUGACCAUCUUCACUUUAGCGUAGAGUGCGUCGGCUUGGCUUUGUUCAUUUCUGAAGGCAGCGGUGUCCAGCUGUAGCUGCUGCAGCUUCCAGUUCUUCUCUUGCAACUGAUACACACGCACACACAGACACAAACAGAGACAGACACGACACCAUCAUCUUCCGAUCGCCCUCCCUCCGUGUGUCCGCUCCGAGCGCGCCUCACGUUCUUUUCUCUCUCUUUGUGCUGCUCAUUAAGCUGCCCCUCACGCUGCUUCAGAUGUUCAAAUCUCGCGGCGUCCCUCUGCUCCCCCCUGGCCAGCAAAUCCUCCUUCCUCUGCUGCAUCCACUGCUCCGCCCGAGCGAUGUUCUCAUCAUACCUCUCCAGCAGCCGCCUCCCCCGCGCAACAGCCUCCUCUCGGUGCUCUCUCUGCGUCUCAUGGGCCCGCAGCUGCGCCAGGAGGCUCUUCUGGCUGAGGUCUACCUGCAAGGCGGCGAUCGUCUGCUUCCGCGUCUUCUGUGCGAUAUCCGAUUGUGCGAGAGAUUUGGCCAGGUCGUCCAGCUUCUUCUUGCUCUCGUCCUUGGCCAGGCUCUUCCGGCUCUGUGUGGCGGAGCUCUUGCGCAGCUCGGCGGCCUCCGAUCGGGCGGUGAGCUCCUGUCUCCUCUCGUCCCUCUUCUCUUGGCGGCGCCUGACGAUGGCCUCUGACCGCUCCCGCAUCUGGUGGUCCUUGUCCAUCCGCCGCUGGUGCCAGUACUCCCUUUGCGCCUCCCUCUUCUGCUGCAGCUCCCUCUCACGGUCGUUCCGCCGGAUGGCCCGGGCCUCCUGGAUAACCAGCCGCCUGAACUCGGCCUCUUGCUCUAUCUUCCUCUGCUCUAGCAGGGACGCCUGGAUGCACUCCCUCUCCCUCUUGAUCUCCCGCUGGAGCAGCGCGUCCCCAGCCCGCUUGUUGGCCUGCCGCCUCUGUCUGGCCUCGUACGCCUCGGCAGACCGCUGCUUGAGCCUUUCUUGCGAUUCUUCAAGCCGCCUGGUCUUGUCCAACUCAUAACGGGCGCUCAGCUCGGCCGCGGUCGACGCCACCUCGGCCUUCUGGAGCAGAUGGCGCUGCAGAGAGGCCGAUAUACGGAGCAUGGUCUUGGCCGGGUUGGGUCUGCAUGGCACCAGGGAUGUGGUGAUGGCGUCGGUGUCUUCGCCGUGGUGGGGGAUGGAGGGGGCCUCAGCCAUCUGACAAAAGGAAGGGACGACAACAGCGAAAUCGACGGAAACAAACGAG
Vitrella brassicaformis is the source of this 2427-nucleotide messenger RNA. NCBI's taxonomy places the organism in Eukaryota, Vitrellaceae. The record is from the annotation of a GenBank genome assembly.